Messenger RNA from Malania oleifera, 1328 nucleotides. RefSeq lists its product as uncharacterized. The transcript is spliced from 3 exons. The record is from RefSeq and is a predicted model, not a curated record. NCBI's taxonomy places the organism in Eukaryota, Viridiplantae, Streptophyta, Magnoliopsida, Santalales, Ximeniaceae. Bases 194 to 1165 code for a protein of 323 amino acids.
AACGAGGGCAAGAAAAAGGCGUGAACAGUACGCACAUGGAACAUUUUAGCAAGUAGCAACCAUCACAUCCCAACGUUAAUACUUAAACCGCGUUAUCGGGAUUCAAAACCCCGAACGCCACUCUCUCUCCUUCUCCGGCGAAGAUUCCCGUUUCCAAAACCGAUAUCAAAAUACAAGCCACCGCCGAUCGGGCAUGCCGUUGCCGGGAACGACAAUGCACGCGAAGUCAGACUCGGAAGUGACGAGUCUAGACGCGGCGUCCUCGCCGCCGCGGUCCCCCCGGCGGCCGCUAUACUACGUGCAGAGCCCGUCGCAGCACGACGUCGAGAAGAUGUCGUACGGGUGGAGCCCCGUCGGGUCCCCCGCCCACCAGUACAACUACAGCGGCGGCACCGCCACCGGCCAGUUCAACCUCUACCGCAGCUCCCCCGUCCACCACUCCCGCGAGUCCUCCACCUCCCGAUUUUCUGCCUCCCUCAAGAACCAUCGUAUCUCCGCCCCCUGGAAAAAGCUCCCACGCGGCACCGAGGGCGAAGACGCGGACGACGACGACGACGAUGAUCUGAGCUCCGGUCACUCCGCCAGAUUCUACGUCGUCUGCUUCGUUCUCUCCUUCGUCGUCCUCUUCACGGCGUUCUCGUUGAUUCUCUGGGCCGCUAGCACGCCGUACGAGCCCAAGGUCGUCGUCAAGAACAUAGUGUUCGAGAAGUUGAAUAUACAGGCGGGGACGGACGAUACUGGAGUGGCGACGGAUAUGCUGACUCUGAAUUCGACGGUGAGGAUUUGGUACCGAAAUCCGGCGACGUUUUUCGGAGUUCAUGUCACCUCCACUCCUCUUGAGCUUUUCUAUUACCAGCUCAAGGUUGCUUCUGGUCAGGUGAAGAAGUUCUACCAGUCGAGGAAGAGCCAGCGGACGGUGGUGGCGAUGGUGGUGGGGAGUCAGGUGCCGCUCUACGGCGGCAUCUCGGUGCUCGGCACCGUCCAGGACCGUAUUGAGCGGAUGGUGGUGCCGCUCAAUCUGACCUUUGUGAUAAGGUCCAGGGCCUACGUGUUGGGCCGACUGGUGGAGCCCAAAUUCUAUAAGAGGAUUAGAUGCCCAAUCACUUUGAGAGGAAAUGGCCUCGGCAAGCCCAACAAUUUGACGCAUUCCUGUUUUUAUGAUUGAAGCCCAUAUGCAUUUGCCCGGCCCAAAUGGUAAAUACGUAAAAAAAAAAAUAAUUUGCCCACGGGGAGACCUUUGUACUUGUAAUGCUAAUUUGUUUGUGUACACUUGGAAAACAUUAUUAUCUUUUUUGUGCAAAGAAGAACUUAUUUAUUUAUUUAUUGCA